AUGGCCACGAUACAAAGCACUACACCGCCUGACAUGCUGGAAAAGCCAGACUUACCACAACGUCCUACAACUCCAAGAGUAAUUCGCACCGUUGUCCACGAUGAAGGUCUUCCAGAAGUUGUCCACUCAAAUCAACCCAUAAAUGCCACAGAGUACUACGAUGCUCCGAUACCAGUAGACUCAGAAACAGACAAACGAUACAACGAAGCUCCCAUUCCAGUCACAACACUCGACAAAUAUGAACCUGCACCUGCGCUGCCAGUUCGUCCAUCUUCUAUAACACCACAACCUCAGCAACCCUACCCCUACAGCCCAGGCGGUUAUGCUCAGCCACAACAUCCCAGCUUCGUCGCUCAGUCACCGCAACUACCGCCUUACAACAGCAAUGAGGUCGUAACAUAUGUGACGCCACUGGAUCAGCUUGGAGAUCAUCCCAAGUUUGUGGAUUGUCCGUUCUGCAGACACCGUGCGGAGACGCGAGUGAAGAAGAUAUCUUCAAAAAUGACACAUGUUUCUGCAACAGUCCUCGGAUUCACAACGAUAGCAGGCGCUGCUGUUCCUUAUGCUGGGAAGUGGCACUCUCACACAGCUCACUACUGCAGCAACUGUGAUCACAAAGUGGCCAUUCGAAAAUGGGGAUCCAGUCAGAUGAAGCCUCUGGGGACUCCCGAUUAUCUGAGGGAGGUGCCCUCUCUAGCAAGGCCAUUGGUGGAGAAAUACAUAAAUCUCGACAAUUGCUUCGUUUGCAAGUCUCAUCGGGCAGACUCUUAUAGUUUUAUCGGCAUAUUGCCGUCCCCUGUAGGGUGUCUUCACAGCACCUCGCCAACACCAGAACUAGUGCUGUAUGGCUCUGUAUCAUUUCACUUCUCAACAACUCCCACCUCUCACACGGCACCUCCAAGCUCGUCGUCGCACAUCCUCGCAGCAAUGGAAGAAUCAACAGAGCACCACGACAUUCUCGUUAUAGGAGCUGGUCUCUCUGGUAUUAAUACCGCCCACGUUCUCAACCAGAGACUCCCCCACCGCUCGUACACGAUCCUCGAGGCGCAAUCGGCCAUUGGCGGAACAUGGCGCUUCUUUCGAUACCCAGGCUUUCGAUCCGACUCGUUCAUGACAGCUUUUGGUCUGCCAUGGCAUCCUUGGAAACAUAAACAGAAGAUGGCGCAAGCAGGCGAGAUCGUGGAGUAUCUAGAAGAAGCUGUUGAUGCAGCAGGCUUGAGGGACAAGAUUCGGUUCCGACAUAAGAUGCUAGCGUGUGAAUGGCGGACAGACGAGCAGAAUUGGAAGGUAGAAGUUGAUGCGGACGGUCAGCGAAAAACCUUUAUCGCCAACUUCGUCAUCAGCUGCGUAGGAUAUUAUGCGUAUGACAAGGCUUUUCCGACGACAAUUCCUGGUCUCAAGGGCUUCGGAGGGCAGGUCGUUCAUCCCCAAUGGUGGCCUGAAGACCUCGACUACUCUGGCAAACGCGUCAUUGUCAUCGGAUCAGGAGCCACAGCGAUCACAGUUGUCCCAUCACUUGCUGAGAAGGCAGGGAUGGUGACUAUGCUCCAGCGCAGUCCGUCCUUCGUCAUCUCCCGACCCACGACUUCCAGCCUCGACUCUUGCUUGAAGUCUCUGCUCCCUUUCUCAUUAGCAUACUGGUUGAUAUAUUGGAAAGACGUGUUCCUUGAGGUCUUUUCCACACAGUUUCUCCUCAACUUCCCUGCAUUGGGUCGCAAGGUCUUGAUGGGGGAGAUGCAAAAGGCACUGCCCAAGGACAUUGACGUCAAUGUUCACUUUAACCCCAGGUACAAUCCUUUCCAACAACGACUCUGUAUGUGUCCAGAUGAGGACUUCUUCAAGGCUCUGCAUCAGGACAACUGCGAGAUUGUGACGGACACAAUCGAGACUGUCACAAAGGACGGUAUUUUGCUCGAAUCCGGUCGCAAGCUCGAAGCCGAUAUAAUCGUUACCGCAACGGGGUUGUACUUCCAACUCUUCAGUGGCAUAGCCCCGUUAGUAGACGGGCAGCCCAUCGAGGUUGGCUCACACUACGCCUGGCGUGGCUGCAUGGUCGACUCUGUCCCUAAUAUGGGCUUUGUGAUGGGCUACGUGACAACAUCAUGGACGCCUGGCGCCGACAUUAUGGCCAAGACAUUGAUAAGUGUUAUCAAGGAAAUGGAGAAGACGGGGUCAACAAGUGUUAUGCCCGUGCUCGAUGAGAAGGAUAGGAGCAAGCCGCAGAAGCUACCCGUCAGUGCUACCAGCAGCUAUUUUGUCAAAGCUGCGGAUCGUAUGCCAAAGGUGACUGAUGAAGGUCCGUGGUAUGGACGGGUGAACUUGGCCAAGGAUUGGUGGGCGUGGUUAAUGGGUGAUAUGUCGAGUGGGCUUCUCUACAGCGGAGGACAAAGAAAGAAGGAUAUCUGA
Fusarium oxysporum Fo47 is the source of this 2406-nucleotide messenger RNA. RefSeq lists its product as uncharacterized. The transcript is spliced from 6 exons. The record is from RefSeq and is a predicted model, not a curated record. The coding region runs from base 1 to 2406 and encodes 801 amino acids. Lineage: Eukaryota; Fungi; Ascomycota; Sordariomycetes; Hypocreales; Nectriaceae. Gene Ontology annotation, molecular function: NADP binding; flavin adenine dinucleotide binding; N,N-dimethylaniline monooxygenase activity.